AUUGAGUUGUAGUCAUCAUUACAGUUAACGUGGAACAAACAAAGAAGUAAAGAUGAAGGUGUCCCUUCUUUGUGUUGCUUUAGUUUUCAUAGUGACAAUUCAACUUGCAGUAAGUGAGGGAGACGAAGAAGAUAACGAUAGAAAGGGGACAAAGCGACGACAAUUCCCAAAGAAAAAAGAUGGCCACGACUUGGGAAAAGAAAAUAGAAAGGGGAAAGGUCAGAGAGGUCCAAAAAAAAAGCCUAGUGAUUUUAUGAGAGAAAAUGCAAAACGUCCUGAACACGAUUGGUCCAAAAGACAAGAAAAAAACGCAGCUCAAACAGAUCAUAAAUUGAGAGGGAAAAGAAAUGCGUUUAAUGAGAGAAGACGAUCGGUAAGAGAUGCCUCACUAGACGUUAAAGAAAUUCUACGACAAAAUCUCCUAGAUAGCCUACGACACGAUCAAAAUAGAAAUUUGAACAGAAAUGCUAGAGAUGUAAAAGCUAGUAGGAAAUUGCAGGACAUGGUCAUACAGACGGUAGCUGAGAAAGUGAAUUCAUGAUAUAACAGCAAGAAAUGGUGAUUUUACAUGGAUACGACAAUGAUGACGACAAUGGACAAUGGUAUUGAACAAUCGACAAACAUUUUAGUAGAAAACUGGUGAUUUUAACUUAUAUCCAAGAUCGUUUGAUAACUCAAUAAACUUUGCACAAAUUGCUGACAACCAAAUCCGUUAUUUCCUUAUUCAUGUUAUACAUACGUUGUGUUUAUAUACAUCAGUAUGUAAUAGAAAUCAUUUGUACUUACUGGAAAUUUGUUGAGUGCAUGUGAAGAAAAUAUCUUUAUUAGCAAUUAAUUUUUCUGAAUUUUUUUACGUUGUUCAGUUCCCUUAUUGCUAAAAUUAUUGUUAUAAUUAUCUGCCACUGCUACUUUAA
Molecule: messenger RNA, 914 nt
Organism: Mytilus trossulus (common blue mussel)
Lineage: Eukaryota; Metazoa; Mollusca; Bivalvia; Mytilida; Mytilidae
Exons: 3
Coding region: 53-541 (162 amino acids)
Source: RefSeq, a predicted model, not a curated record